UCUUCCCUCCAUUGCCUCGACCUGUCAUUCGCUCUCAUUUCGCAGUAGCCCAUUCUCCAAGCUCCACAAUCUACUCUGCAAAUCCAACAUUUAGAUUCUUAUAAACAAUUACACUAAUCAACUAAUAGUUUCCGGUCUUCAACGCUCAAUUGGAUGUGAUUUUUUUUUCUUUUCCGGCGUCUCGUACAACGCCUUGAGAUGAAAGAACUGCUUAAGGAUCAGACUUUUGCAACGCAUAUGGUUGCUGGCACAUGGUCUGUUGUGUUGGGCACUGCUUUGACUUACCCACUUGAUACUCUUAAAGUCCUUUUGCAGGUGAGUGCAGAUGCCAAUACUCGACCGACCACUUCUCAGGUCCUUCUCAAGGUUCGCACUUUAUCAGGCUAUUCAGGUUUGUACAAUGGUCUUGGGUGGUUGGCAGUGGGACGAGUGUUAGGUGUUGGUACUCGUUUCGGCAUUUAUGAACUAUUGACUUCAUUCUACAAAGAUGGUCGAGAAGACAAUUUUGUGUAUGUCGCUGAGGCUUUAAUGGCAGGAAUUGUUGCUGGGGCUGCAGAAUCAUUCGUAACUUCCCCAUUUGAGCUUGUCAAACUUCGUGCUCAGGUCAGUUCUGCUUAUCGAAUUCGAGGCACUGCAUUAGACAUUAAAAGCGAUGCUGCUUCUCCUUUAAUUGGGAGACUACUACGUGGAUAUUCCCCAAAUAUGAAGGCCUUGAACAAUUCUGUUGGUCUUCUCUCUGUUCUGGCUAAAAAACACCCCAAUUUGGGUAAUGCCAUGAAAGAAUAUCCAUGGAUGAUGAGUGGGUAUGGGAAACCUCCCUCUAUUUGUCAUGUUAGACGGCCAUCAGAUGUAAUCUCUCUUGAAGGCUGGGGUGCUUUGUGGAGACGAGUGAGGUCAGGAAUCAUCCGAGAUUCUGUUUUUGGUGGCAUAUUCUUUUCAAUCUGGCAACUCCUACACGAAACAAUGCUCGAUUGGAAAGCUGUUAAGAUGACUCCCAUACCUAGGCUUGAUGAAGAUGUAGGCCCAUUGUCUCCUUUAUCUGUUAGUCUUGCAGCCGGAUUUUCUGGUUCAGUUGCUGCUGCUGCUUCCCAUGUAUUUGAUACUGCAAAAAGUCGUGAUCAGUGCAAUGUUGUGCCUAAGCAUGUAUACAUGGAGGAAAAGUUUUUCAAAAUGGGACUUCCUGGCAAGGAACUUGACAGAUGGACUGGAAUUCAUCCAGCAGACCGAAAAAUACUGUAUCGUGGCAUUUUCUUUCGGAUGGCACGCAGUGGAGUUGCAUCAUUCGUGAUUGUAGGAAGUUACUUUUUAACGAUUGAUCAACUAUUCUCUUGAUUCCAGGAGUUCCACAGCUGCAGAACAGAUCAAAGUGCUUUCUUAAAAGGUGGAGAUGGAAGAAUGAAGUUUGCUUUCAAUUGCAUUCUUCUGUACUAUACAUAUGAAUUGAAGAUUUCCUUCUAGGGGGUUUAGUGUAGUUGUACAAAUCUAAAGGAGAAAGUUUCUCCUUUAGAGUACAAUGUAGUACCAUAAUAUAUGACAUUAUCUGAAGAAAAAGAAAAUGAAAAAACUUGAUGAACAAGUUGAGAUUGGGCCAGGAGCAUAUGUUUGUUAUGUAUGCAAUGAUAGUGGCAUUUCAAUUUGAUUUGAUCAAAUUCCCAAUUCAAGCAAAACCAUUUCUUGAUGAGGAAACCAACAACAGACAUAUGGUAGGGGAUGUUGCUUCCUUUGCUCACAAUUAUUUUUGUUUUAUUUAUCUAUUUAUUUAUCUUUUUGAGCGAUGAGGGAAACCCACAGCCACUACCCAAGAAUAUGCUUUGGUUAAACCCGCCUUGUAACCUUAGCUUGCAAAAGACCACAAUGAAGUAAACAAUACUAGGCAAUUUUCCAUAAUUGA
This is a messenger RNA of Ipomoea triloba (trilobed morning glory), 1891 nucleotides long. RefSeq lists its product as uncharacterized. Gene Ontology annotation, biological process: transport. Bases 199 to 1332 code for a protein of 377 amino acids. The transcript is spliced from 8 exons. Lineage: Eukaryota; Viridiplantae; Streptophyta; Magnoliopsida; Solanales; Convolvulaceae. The record is from RefSeq and is a predicted model, not a curated record. Gene Ontology annotation, molecular function: transmembrane transporter activity.